CCAAGUCGCCCUACCAGCUGGUGCUGCAGCACAGCCGGCUCCGGGGCCGCCAGCACGGCCCCAACGUGUGUGCUGUGCAGAAGCUCAUUGGCACUAACAAGAAGUACUUCACCAACUGCAAACAGUGGUACCAAAGGAAAAUCUGUGGCAAGUCAACAGUUAUCAGCUAUGAGUGCUGUCCUGGAUAUGAAAAGGUCCCUGGAGAGAAAGGCUGUCCAGCAGCCCUCCCGCUCUCAAACCUCUAUGAGACCCUGGGAGUUGUUGGAUCGACCACCACUCAGCUAUACACAGACCGCACAGAGAAGCUGAGGCCUGAGAUGGAGGGUCCCGGCAGCUUCACCAUCUUCGCCCCCAGCAAUGAGGCGUGGGCCUCCCUACCUGCUGAAGUGCUAGACUCCCUGGUCAGCAACGUCAACAUCGAGCUGCUCAACGCCCUUCGCUACCACAUGGUGGGCAGGCGGGUCCUGACCGAUGAGCUGAAACAUGGGAUGGCCCUCACCUCCAUGUACCAGAAUUCUGACAUCCAGAUUCACCACUAUCCUAACGGGAUUGUCACCGUCAACUGUGCCCGGCUGCUGAAAGCUGACCACCACGCAACCAAUGGAGUGGUGCAUCUCAUCGAUAAAGUCAUCUCUACCAUUACCAACAACAUCCAGCAGAUCAUCGAGAUUGAGGACACCUUUGAAACCCUUCGGGCUGCUGUGGCUGCAUCAGGACUCAACACCUUGCUGGAAGGUGAUGGCCAGUUCACACUCUUGGCCCCAACCAAUGAGGCCUUUGAGAAGAUCCCUGCUGAGACCCUGAACCGGAUCCUUGGAGACCCAGAGGCCCUCAGAGACCUGCUGAACAACCACAUCCUGAAGUCAGCCAUGUGUGCUGAAGCCAUUGUGGCAGGGCUGUCUGUGGAGACCCUGGAGGGCACUCCGCUGGAGGUGGGCUGCAGUGGGGACAUGCUCACCAUCAAUGGGAAGGCCAUCAUCUCCAAUAAAGAUGUCCUGGCCACCAAUGGUGUCAUCCACUUCAUCGAUGAGCUGCUCAUCCCAGAUUCAGCCAAGACGCUAUUUGAGUUGGCUGCAGAUUCUGACGUUUCCAUAGCCGUUGACCUUUUUAGACAAGCUGGCCUCGGAACUCAUCUCUCUGGAAGUGAGCGGUUGACCCUCCUGGCUCCCCAAAAUUCAGUGUUCAAAGAUGGAACCCCUCAAAUUAAUGCCAAUGAGAAGACUCUGCUUCUGAACCACAUAAUUAAAGACCAGCUGGCCUCCAAGUAUUUGUACCAUGGACAGACCCUGGAAACUCUGGGAGGCAAAAAACUGAGAGUUUUUGUUUAUCGUAAUAGCCUGUGCAUUGAGAACAGCUGCAUUGCUGCCCACGACAAGAGGGGACGGUACGGGACCCUGUUCACUAUGGACCGGGUACUGACCCCCCCAAUGGGGACUGUCAUGGAUGUCCUAAAGGGAGAUAGCCGCUUUAGUAUGCUGGUAGCUGCCAUCCAGUCUGCAGGGCUAACAGAGACCCUCAACCGAGAAGGAGUCUACACAGUCUUUGCUCCCACAAAUGAAGCCUUCCAAGCCAUGCCACCAGAGGAACUGAACAAACUCUUGGGAAAUGCCAAAGAACUUGCCAACAUCCUGAAAUAUCAUGUUGGUGAUGAAAUCCUGGUUAGUGGAGGCAUUGGGGCCCUGGUGCGGCUGAAGUCUCUCCAAGGUGACAAGCUAGAAGUCAGCUCGAAAAACAACGUGGUGCAUGUCAAUAAGGAGGCUGUCACUGAGCCUGACAUCAUGGCCUUGAAUGGCGUGGUCCAUGCCAUCACCAGCGUUCUACAGCCUCCAGCCAACAGACCUCAGGAACGAGGGGAUGAACUUGCAGACUCUGCACUUGAGAUCUUUAAACAGGCCUCAGCGUUCUCCAGGGCUUCCCAGAGGUCUGUGCGACUAGCCCCUGUCUACCAGAGGUUACUAGAGAGGAUGAAGCAUUAGCAGCACGGACUGAAGGAGGAAAGCAUCUCAGCAGCUCCCCACCAGUUUCUCUCGGUUUGCCAAAGAGACUGUUUAAAUGUUUUUGAUACCAGAUGUCAUCCGUCAAUGUAUAUGGGCCACGCUGAAAUGAGAUCUGAGCCUUGGGCGGGUUGGGGAGGAGGGAAAGAGAAGUACUUUUUAUUUUUUGUUCCCCCUAAACAUGGCUGUUAACCCACUGCAUGCAGAAACUUGGAUGUCACUGCCUGACAUUCACUUCCAGAGAGGACCUAUCCCAAAUGUGGGAUUUCCUGCCUAUGCCAAGUGCCUGCGAAAGGGAGCUGCACUACCGUGGGGCUCACAAGGUAUGAAUCAAGUAAUCCAGCAUAUGGGAAGUCCUGGCACAGUCUGUGUAAAGCUCUUGCACAGCUGGAGAAAUGGCAUCAGAAGCUGAGUUGAACUGUUCUGUCAAAUGUGUCUUGCAUCUACAUGUGGUUUGGACGCUUCUAUGGGGCCCUGUCCAGGUAGAAAAGAAAUGGUAUGUAGAGUAUGUAGAGCACAGAUUUCCCGAAUGCGACAGUGCCAUGGUGUGUUUGUAAUAAUAAAACCAAAGAAACGUA
This is a messenger RNA of Otolemur garnettii (small-eared galago), 2572 nucleotides long. RefSeq names its product transforming growth factor beta induced (gene TGFBI). The transcript has 17 exons. Gene Ontology annotation, cellular component: extracellular matrix. Bases 318 to 1976 code for a protein of 552 amino acids. The record is from RefSeq and is a predicted model, not a curated record. Gene Ontology annotation, molecular function: cell adhesion molecule binding. Gene Ontology annotation, biological process: extracellular matrix organization; cell adhesion. NCBI's taxonomy places the organism in Eukaryota, Metazoa, Chordata, Mammalia, Primates, Galagidae.